AUGGGAUCCACACUGAACACACGCACAAUCUUCAUGCAUUCUCCCAUACAAAGACCACCUUCCCUCUUGCCUCACGUGCACAUCCUGAUCCCAAAUCCGCAUGGCAUGCCAGCAGUACUCACGGACGCCAGCAUCGAAGUUGCCGUUGGGGAGCAGCACGCAGUGCAGAGGAUCGUCAGUAUCCCGACACCCGAUGGGGUCCACACUCAACACACGCACGUGCCGCAGGUCCUCCCUCUCGCAGGUCCUCCCUCUCGCAGGUCCUCCCUCUCGCAGGUCCUCCCUCUCGCAGGUCCUCCCUCUCGCAGGUCCUCCCUCUCGCAGGUCCUCCCUCUCGCAGGUCCUCCCUCUCGCAGGUCCUCCCUCUCGCAGGUCCUCCCUCUCGCAGGUCCUCCCUCUCGCAGGUCCUCCCUCUCGCAGGUCCUCCCUCUCGCAGGUCCUCCCUCUCGCAGGUCCUCCCUCUCGCAGGUCCUCCCUCUCGCAGGUCCUCCCUCUCGCAGGUCCUCCCUCUCGCAGGUCCUCCCUCUCGCAGGUCCUCCCUCUCGCAGGUCCUCCCUCUCGCAGGUCCUCCCUCUCGCAGGUCCUCCCUCUCGCAGGUCCUCCCUCUCGCAGGUCCUCCCUCUCGCAGGUCCUCCCUCUCGCAGGUCCUCCCUCUCGCAGGUCCUCCCUCUCGCAGGUCCUCCCUCUCGCAGGUCCUCCCUCUCGCAGGUCCUCCCUCUCGCAGGUCCUCCCUCUCGCAGGUCCUCCCUCUCGCAGGUCCUCCCUCUCGCAGGUCCUCCCUCUCGCAGGUCCUCCCUCUCGCAGGUCCUCCCUCUCGCAGGUCCUCCCUCUCGCAGGUCCUCCCUCUCGCAGGUCCUCCCUCUCGCAGGUCCUCCCUCUCGCAGGUCCUCCCUCUCGCAGGUCCUCCCUCUCGCAGGUCCUCCCUCUCGCAGGUCCUCCCUCUCGCAGGUCCUCCCUCUCGCAGGUCCUCCCUCUCGUAGAUCCUCCCUCUCGCAGGUCCUCCCUCUCGUAGGUCCGUGA
Molecule: messenger RNA, 1020 nt
Organism: Closterium sp. Yama58-4
Lineage: Eukaryota; Viridiplantae; Streptophyta; Zygnematophyceae; Desmidiales; Closteriaceae
Source: the annotation of a GenBank genome assembly